This is a messenger RNA of Eutrema salsugineum, 3456 nucleotides long. Its product is annotated as CCAAT/enhancer-binding protein zeta. The transcript has 16 exons. NCBI's taxonomy places the organism in Eukaryota, Viridiplantae, Streptophyta, Magnoliopsida, Brassicales, Brassicaceae. Bases 144 to 3275 code for a protein of 1043 amino acids. The record is from RefSeq and is a predicted model, not a curated record. Gene Ontology annotation, cellular component: nucleus.
UAGCAAAGCUUUUGUAGAACCUCCCGUAUUGAAGUUUUUCUUUCUUUCUUCCUCAAGUGUCUGAUCUCAAAAGCACAUACAUUGAUUAAACCUGUGCAUAUGCUUUGAAACAACACAAAAAAAAGUCGGAAUCACAGCCAUCGAUGGACUUGGAUAGUCUCAAAGCCGAGGUCGCAUCAUUCUCUUCCUCUAUCGGCUUGGCUUCCUCUCUGCCUUCUUCGGGUUUCAACGACACUGAUUUCCGGAAACCCGGAAAAUCCCAGACCCAGAAACGGAAAAAGCCUAAGAAGGACGGCUCUGAUCAGAAGAAGAACCAGAACGAGGUUACUCAGGGAGACGCAAGGAAGCCGAAAUCGAACAUUGGAGAUAAAGCUGGCAAGCAUUUGGGUGCGAGGAAGCAGACCCCUAAAGAUACGGCGGCGAAACAAACCGUGAAUCCGAAGCCAAAGCCUGAUUUUUUAUCGAUUGACGAUGAGAACACCGGCUUUAAGGCGAAACGUUUCGACAAGUUCAAGACUUUGCCUAAGCUACCAUUGGUGAAAGCGAGUUUAUUGAGCUCGGAGUGGUAUAAUGAUGCACAGGAGCUGGAGGAGAAGGUCUUUAGUGGAGGAGAUCACCGGAAAGUGGCGGUGACGAACAAGGAGGAUUUGAUGGGUGUGGUGGAGAAGAAGAGGGAGCUUGGAGAGAGAUUGAUGUGGCAAUACGCAGAGGACUUUGUAACAUCGAAAGGGAAGAGCGGUGACAUGAAGAUGGUGAUUUCUGCACAAAAGUCAGGGACAGUAACUGAUAAAAUCACUGCCUUUGAGAUCAUGGUCGGAGAGAACCCCAUUGCAAAUAUGAGGUCUCUUGAUGCCUUAUUGGGAAUGGUGACCUCAAAGGUUGGAAAGCGAUUUGCAUUUAGGGGUCUUAAGGCUCUAUCAGAAAUUUUGAUCAGGCUGUUACCUGAUCGCAAGCUAAAGACACUUUUGCAGCGACCCUUAAACAGCAUUCCGGAAAAUAAGGAUGGUUACUCGCUAUUGCUAUUUUGGUACUGGGAGGAAUGCUUGAAACAGAGGUAUGAGCGCUUUGUCACCGCUCUUGAUGAAUCAUCUAAGGAUAUGCUCCCAGAGCUAAAAGACAGGGCUUUAAAGACUAUAUAUUUCAUGUUGACAAGCAAAUCAGAACAAGAGCGGAAAUUGUUGGUGUCAUUGGUGAACAAGUUGGGGGAUCCUCAAAACAAGAGUGCAUCUAAUGCUGAUUUUCACCUGACGAAUCUUUUGGCUGAUCAUCCUAAUAUGAAGGCUGUGGUGAUUGAUGAAGUUGACUCCUUUCUCUUUCGUCCUCAUCUUGGGUUACGUGCAAAGUAUCACGCCGUUAACUUUCUGAGUCAGAUUCGAUUGAGCCACAAAGGAGAUGAUCCAAAGGUUGCAAAACGCCUAAUUGAUGUAUAUUUUGCUCUCUUUAAGGUUUUAACCACAGAAGCAAAUAGGAAACCAGGCGCAGAUGGCAAAGUGGCUGAUAAGAAAAAUGCCAAACCAAAUGACACGAAACAAGAGGAGUCCUCUGAUUCACCUGUUGAAUUGGAUUCCAGAAUUUUAUCAGCUCUACUGACGGGAGUUAACAGAGCGUUUCCAUAUGUUUCCACUGACGAGGCCGAUGAUAUAAUUGAAUCCCAGACGCCGGUGCUUUUUAAACUGGUACACUCGAAGAAUUUCAAUGUGGGAGUUCAAUCACUGAUGCUUCUUGACAAGAUCUCAUCUAAGAAUAAGAUUGUCAGUGACAGAUUUUACCGUGCAUUGUACUCAAAACUUCUACUUCCCUCCGCAAUGAAUUCUUCCAAGGCUGAAAUGUUUAUUGGGCUUCUUCUCAGAGCCAUGAAAAACGAUAUAAAUGUGAAGCGUGUGGCUGCCUUCUCCAAAAGAGUCUUGCAGGUUGCACUUCAGCAGCCACCACAGUACGCCUGUGGGUGCCUUUUCCUUCUGUCUGAGGUGCUAAAAGCAAGACCGCCUCUAUGGAAGAUGGUGGUCCUGAGGGAAUCAGUUGAGGAAGAAGAAGAUGUAGAACAUUUUGAGGAUGUGAAAGAGGAAGACGAUAUUGAUCCCAAUAAAGAAGCAGAGAAAGAAGGGAAUGAUGUUGAAGUUGAUCAUGACGGUGACGGUGGCAAACUCACAAGUAGAGAUGAUGAUGCUUCUUCGGAUGACGAAGAGGCCUUGGCGGUCAGGCAAUCUGAUGAAGAAGAUGAUUAUGCUUCUGAUGAUGAGGAGGAGCUAUUCAUUAAAGAAACGCCCCAUGAGCUUGAAGAAACCAUGGAGGUUUCUAAUGAUAGCGAAAGAAGAAACCAACCGCCAUUAAAAUCAAGUUGCCUUCCUGGAGGAUACGAUCCUCGCCAUAGAGAACCUUCUUACUGUAACGGAGACCGUGUGAGCUGGUGGGAGUUGGUGGUUCUUUCUUCACACGCCCACCCCUCAGUUGCUACAAUGGCUGGAACCCUUCUCUCAGGAACUACUAUAGUUUACAACGGAAACCCAUUGAACGAUUUAUCUCUAAGUGCUUUCUUGGAUAAAUUCAUGGAGAAGAAACCAAAGCAAAACACCUGGCAUGGUGGCUCUCAGAUCGAACCUUCCAAGAAGCUUGACAUGUCAAACCAUAUGAUUGGAUCUGAGAUUCUUUCGUUAGCAGAAGAAGAUGUGUCUCCUGAAGAUCUAGUCUUCCACAAGUUCUAUGUGAACAAAAUGAACAGUACAAAGCCAUCAAAGAAAAAGAAGAAGAAAAAGAAGCUACCUGAAGAAGAAGCUGCUGAAGAACUUUACGAUGUGAAUGAUGGUGAUGGUGGCGGAAACUACGAUAGUGAUGUUGAAUUCGAGGCUGGUGAUGAGAGUGACAAUGAGGAGAUUGAGAAUAUGUUGGAUGAUGUUGAUGAUGAUGCUGUGGAAGAAGAGGGUGGUGAAUAUGAUUAUGAUGAUCUGGAUAGAGUAGCCGGCGAUGAUGAUGAAGAGCUUGCGGCUGAUGUGAGUGAUGCAGAAAUGGACACAGACAUGGACAUGCUUGAUGGUGAAGAUGUUGAUGACGAUGUUGAUGAAGAUGUUGAGAAUGAUGGUGAUGAUGAUAGUGAUGGUGAUGAUGAUGGUGGUAAGAAGAAAAAGCAAGAAAAAAGAAAACGGAAAUCUCCAUUUGCGAGUCUUGAAGAGUACGAGCACUUGAUAGACCGAGACGAGAAGGAUGAUUCAAAGUCUAAGAAAAAAGUAACCUCAGAGCCCAAAAAGAAGAAAAAGAAGAAGACCAAAGCAUCAGAGUAAAAUUCGUUGCUUGCUAUGCAAGGCCCUUUUGUUGUUGAUUAUUAUUAUACCGAAAUGCUGGAGAUAAUUACUCCAAUUUUGUGACAUUUAUUUUUUUUUUGUUUCUUCUACUUUAUAUUUUGAGUAUCUUUGGAAAAAACAUUGUACGAUUAUGUUUUAAUUUAAUCACUUAAGACCAUUU